ACUGAAGAUGGCUACUUGUAUGGGUAUGUGUACUUUAGACAGGUGAAAGACAGAACUUUGCGGCGAGGAUACUUUCAGAAGAGUGUAGUAUUACUAUCACACCUGCCAUUGGUGUCCCUCUUCACUACAGUCCUAGACUUGGUAGCUCCAGAAUAUUUUGACACUGGGGAGGCCAGCUUAGAGGCAGCUUGCCAUCACCUGGACCAGUGGCCGCCUCCAUCACCAGGCACCACCCUCAGUUUACCUUUGUUGGGAACUCUGUUACAGGUGCGAAUACCGAGUCGACAAGACAAGCCAGGGGCAGCAACGAUGACACCAUCCACCCCACCUCAGAUCUCACCAGGGCCUCUCACAGUUCUUGUACCAACUCCUCAUGAGACAGAGGCAUUCCGUGUGCUGGCGCCAGUGUUACCACACUUGAACCUCUUAUGGGAGUUAGUAUUAACAGCUGAACCUUUGGUAGUUAUGGCAAUGUCUCCAACAACUGCUGCAAACACUGUACAAACAUUGAUCAGUCUUAUCACUCCUCUCAAAUUUAGUGGUGAUUAUCGGCCAUUCUUCACCAUCCAUGAUUCUGAGUUUAAGGAGUACACAACACGUACAUCAGCUCCGCCCAAUGUAAUUCUUGGGGUUACAAACCCAUUUUUUGCCAAAACCCUCCAGCACUGGCCACACAUCAUCAGAAUAGGAGAUAAUACAGGCUCACCCAGUGCUCAAAAACACAAACUGAAAAAGGCAUCAGCCCUCAAGACAGUGGAACAGAAACCUGGUGUGUAUACAAAAUAUAAGCCACACCUUCAGGCAGAUAAGGGUCUUGUAAAACGCUUGUUGAAGGGCGUGCAGACUGGUCGUCCAGUGGAAGUGCAGAGUGCACUUUUGCGACGUCAUCUACUUGAAUUAACACAGUCCUUUAUGAUUCCAUUAGAGCGAUAUGUUGCAUCUCUUAUGCCCUUACAAAAGAACAUCUCUCCUUAUAAGGCGAUACCAAGUUUGCGUCCAUUCAACCCAGAUCACUUCCUUGCCACUUUAGAGUUAUAUGGACCACACUUAACUAGUGGUAUUCGUGGAGACUGGGAAGGCUUAUAUCGUCGAUUUUUUCGUUCCGUCAAUUUCUCUGUAUGGUUUAAUGCACGCCAUCAGGAAGUCUCGGAUAAGCUAUCAGAGUUGCAUCUCCAGGCAUUAUGUGAUGCAGAUCUGGGUGGAUGGGUGUGCAGUAGAAGUGAGGUUGAGGUAGUGGAUAUGGUGCUGAGACUACGUUCCAAGUUGACAGCAGCUGACACCCUGUGUGUAGACCAACACACACGUGACAGACUCCAUGCCCACCUACAGACAUUGUUCAUGGCUCUACCAGAGGACCUGCGUUCAGUACUUCAUGCCAGCUGAAGAACAGUAAUUGGGAAUAAGAUUUCCCUUACGAUGAAUCAACAAGAUAAGUGAUUUUAUAUAUCUAAAUUUUGUUUGAUAUGAGUCAUGUAGUCUUGUAUAUAAUGUCUCUGUGAGAUAAAGAAAGCUAUUCACUAAGAAUAAUUUACAUCACUGCUCAUCUUAAUUCCCUGAAACCUAAAGUACUUGUAGGAUGGUUUUCCAGCUGGGCAGUAGAUGAUUAUCGCAAUCCCGAUUCACUUUUUACCUGAUUGCCCCUGGCACUCGGGCACCUGUAACACAGUCCAUCCUGUCACAAUCAUCCUUGGUAAUAUGAUGCUUUUUUUGCAGAUAAAAAAUUUAUUUUAAAGACUGUGUUUCAAACACAUGGGUUUUAUCAAGUCAAUUUCCUUCAUAUGUGACAUGUCAAAAUAUGCAAAAAGAAAGCGAUGGGAGACUAGGCAUUGUUAUGUAAUGGAUAUAUGUUGCAAGUGCCACAUAGUGACUUGAUAAUGCUUCUGUGAGGGUGAAAUGCUGCCUAUAAAGUGAUAGCUUUGGCUGCUAAUUGUGUCUUAUCACCAUACUCAUUGGCAAUCCUGCCAUUUCAUAACAUAAUCAUCCUUAUUUGUGACUCAAAUUCACAGUGUUGUGAAACUUAGGAUUUAUACAUGAGUACUUUCUUCCUGUGGUCUGGAGAGUUGCUAGGUCCAGGUGUUGACUAUGGGUGCCAUGACUGGGUACAAAAGAUUGAGCUUCAAAUAACUUAAUGGCCUUACUGUAAUCUUGUGGUUUUCUAGUUCUGACUCUGCAACAUUUCAUUGUUGAAACCCACAAAAUAAAAAUUCACAUCAGCGUUGCAAUUUAAAAAACAUAAUAAUUUUAUGCCCUGAAAUGGUAGAAAAACUUUAUCUAAAGGUAAUUACACCAAAAAUGCAAAAUGUGAUGUAAAACUUAAAAACUUACCCAGGUUGGGAAGCACUAUAUGCAGCUUCAAUUUUGUCCAUUUGAGGCCUAUUUUAGGCCAAUUCACAUGCUCAAACAACCAGUUUCUGGCUAUUUUGCUAUUAUGCCUUCCAUUCAACUAUCCCAUCUACCCUAUAAAGUGCCUAGAAAUUGGUAAUUUGGCCAAUUUUACAUAAAAUUCAGAUAAAUCUAAUUUUAAAACAAUAGUCCAAAACAAAAAACACUGUUGGAGUUUUAGAAACUAAAGCAACAUUUCCUCUGUUCAUUAAUCAUAUCCCCAAGCCUCUCCUAUAUAACAUUUGCCUUCCAUUUUGAAUUCAUCAUCACACACAAAAAAAAUUUUUGUGUGAUGAAUUCAAAAUUUUUGGUGUGUGAUGAUGAAUUCAAAAUUCAGCUAAUAAAAUAUAAACAAGAAUACUUGGUUUAGUCCAUCCCAGUAAUUGAAGCAGGCAUAAUAAGAACCUAUAAAACAGAUCAGGGGAAGGGGUAGAGGGGCCCCUACACUUUCUCAGGAAUAUUGCCAAAAAAUAAAUAUUUCUGCCACUUGGAGGCUUAUUUCAAACCACUUGUGGUCUGAAACCAACCAAAAUCACUUCCAUUUCACUAAUAGGUCUUCCAGUUUAUCAAUUGGCACCAAGCUACUGUCAAUGAAACCAUGAAAACCCACCCAAAAUAUUCCCUUUAAAGUCACUAUUUUAACCCAAACAGAAGGUCAGAGGUUAGCUGUUACCAUCAUGCAUUUAUUAAUUGGGGCAGGAUUUUUUUAUACUGUUCACACCCAUUGCACAGACCCAUUUUCUCAUGUCUAGGUCAAAAUUUAUCUCUUUUGGCACUUUUGAGUUUAGCAUUUAGAUUGACUGUAAUGAUACAUGUAUACCAUUUGAAUAAUAAUAAUAAUGAUAUCAUUGAGACAGAUCUACAUAAAUGACACUGAGCUCAGUGACAUAGAUCUAUGUGAGAGACAGUGGAAGGGUUUUAACCUUGGUUGUAGUUAGGAUCGGUUACCCUGGGAACUUUAAUUACCUUAGGUACAUUUUAGAUUUCAGUUCUUAGUUUCACAACAUUGUGAGUUUCAGAGCCCUCUUAAAAUGUGUAGUUAUAUUGAUGUUCCCUCCAUUUUAAUUGUACAUUAUCCAUUUUUAAUUUAUUGGUGAUCUUUGUUGUCCUUCCCAAAUAUAUGGAAGAGCACAGUAGUGGCUAUUUUGGUAGCAGUAUAGAAUGUAAAAAUAUCAUCCACUCUACCAUGGCUUAUCAGUAAACAUUUUAGCAAUAAUUAAAAAAAUUGGUUGACUUAUUUAGUUGAUUACAGUACGUACAUGUGUCAACAUUUAUUUGUAUACUAUAUAGUAAUAAGUUCCAUACAUAUAAUUAAGAUCUUAACACUAUAAGUUUAUAAGUCAUUUAAGGUAUUAUUUGAAGCAAGUGCCUUUGAUAAUGUAGCAGUAGCCAGUCAGAAUGAAAAAUAUUUCAAAUUUAUUAGUGAAAACUUGUCAGGAAUUAAGAAAAUUUUUUAUUUCUUUUGAAUAAGUUUCACUAUACAUAUUUACAAAAUAACAUCUGGUUAGAAAUUUGUAACUAAUUAAAGGAUUUGUUCUAAUAUUGUUGGCAACAAAUUACAGAUAAGAAGUGGAAAGUAGAAAAAACAGCAGAAUUAAACUGAUGAAUAUAUUUUGAACAUUCUUUUGGAACUUGUGUUUUUAUAUGUAUUCAUAUCACUUAUCUGAUAAUAUUGUAAAUUUAUAUUAUCACACAUUGUGUUGUAUCAGAAUGAUGAUAAUCAACUUUAUAAGAAUGAUGCAUCAUCAUUACGAUGGGCGCAGGUGCAUUUGUUGUAAAUAAGCAAUAUAUAUUUUCAUCUUUAUAUUAAUUUAUGAAAUUGAUCCCAGGGACUUUUAAAGAGAUCUCAUGUAUGUAGAGUCUAUUAUUUUAUUUUAAAGCUUUUGUACUUGUAAUACAGUAAACCAAAGCUCUGUUUGUUGUUUUAUCACUAGUGCCAAUUUUUACAAUUUCUUGUACAAUAGUUUAAUUUAGACAUUUAAUGUAUUUUUUUAUUUGAAUGGUAUAUAAGAAUACUCGUAUAUAUGAAUUUUGAAUUUCACAGCUUCAAAGUCUCAUAGAUUAUUUUAUUUCUGAAAGACAUAAUCAUAUUUAUUCAUGGGGAAGUGGAACAGAAUUCUCCCUCCGUAAGUCAUGUGUGUCAUAAGAGGUGAUUAAAAUUCUAGGAGCAAGGGGCUAGUAACCCCUCCUCCUGUAUACAAUACUAAAUUUUAAAAGAAAAACUCGUUUUUCUUUUUAGGUCACCCUGCCUCGGUGGGAUAUGGCCAGUUUGUUGAAAAGAAAAAAUCAUAUUUAACCUCUAAACUGUGGCAUACCUGGAAAAAAAAAUCCUGUAUGUAUGAAUGUGUGUGUGUGUGUGGGAGAUUUUUUAAAAUAAAAAAUAUUUUUUUUAUAGAAGGAAAUAGUUACAUUUUUUGUGAAUUUAAUAAGACUAAAAUGAGUGGAAUCUGAUGAAAACUUAGGAUUUUAUGGUGUGUUGAAGUUAUUGAAAAACAACUUGUUGGCAACAGCAGUGUAAAUGUGACAGUGAUAUUUUCGUUUUACAAGUUAUUGACGCCAAAUUAUGAUUGUUUUUCUGUUUAUUAAUUGCUUUAAUGUUUAACAGUAUGUACACUAGUUUCUCAUGAUAUUAAAUGUGCUUAAAGAUAUUUUAGCAUUUCGGACAUGGGGAAAUGCUUGGAAUACAUAGUAUAUAUUGUUGAAAUAUAUUUUUUUUAACCACAAGCAAAGCUUAUAAUAUUACACUUGUUUCAUAGUGUAUGCUUUGUGGCAGAAUUCUGCUUUUAAGUAUCAUGAAAUUGUAAUAAAUUUGUAAUGAAUAAGUCAUCUUUGUGCUACUUCCACAUCCUCUUUGCUGGUGGGAAACUGGUGGUAAGCAAUAGCUGAUUUCAUCAUUUACUUAUGCUAGUUAGGCGUCGUAGUACAUUGGACACAAUCGUCACCUGUAUAGUUAGUCAUAAUGCCUUCAAUUUUUUUCCCAAGGUAUGAAGAGAUUGUAGAUUCUGAUGAGGUCAAAAAUAUUGGCAAGUGGCAAAUUUGAAGGUAUGAAAAAUUGUGCAUACUAAUAAGUUGGACACAACUUGAAGAUUAAAUGUGAAGUCACAAACGCCUGAAGUAUCUAAACGUAUUGUAUUAUAGCUCAAUGAAAUCUGAUCAAACCCUUAUUUUGCUCUGAGAAUAAUAGAGCCUAGCUGUCAAUGGUUUUGCUUAUUCACAAGGUUAACAAAUGUACUUGGUUUUGGUAAUUACAGUGGUAAAUCAUGCCUUCUCAUAAUCUGGCUGGUCUACAGAUCAGCAUUUGCAGGUUAUUUUGGCAAUUGUUUACCUAUUGUGGGGUCCUGGGAGCUUUCUGCAUAACAUCAAGAGCAUUUUACUGGGUUUAAAAGCUGACUCACAUAGUCUUGCCCCCUUGUAUUGAUAAACUUAGGAACAAAAACUUUGAAAUUUCUUUAUAUAAUAAUUUUGGAUUUCUUUUCAAUUCAGCAUGCUGGCCAUCUCCACUGAGGCAGGGUGACCCAAAAAAGAAACACUUUUACCAUCAUUUACACACAAUUACUGUGUUUGCAGAGGCACACAGAUAUGACAGUUCCAAUAUUCCAAACCACUCCUUUAUAGUGCAGGCAUUGUACUUCCCACCUCCAGGACUCAAGUCCGGCUAACUGGUUUCCCUGAAUCCCUUCACAAAAUAUAUCCUGCUCACACUCCAACAGCUCAUUAAGUCCCAGAAACCAUUCAUCUCCACUCCUGUCUAACAUGCUCACACAUGCCUGCUGUAUGUCCAAGUCCCUUAUACACACAGCCUCUUUUACCCUAUCCCCUCAUCCAUUCCUAGGAUAACCCUUAUCCCUCCUUCCCUCCACUACAGAUUUAUCCUCUUAAGUCAUCCUAUUUUGCUCCAUACUCUCUAAAUGAUGAAACCACCUCAAAAACCUCUCCUCAGCUCUCUAAAUAAUACUUUUAUUAACUCUACAUCUCCUAAUUGCCACACUACGAAUUCUCUGCAUAAUAUUUAUGCCACACAUUGCCCUUAGACAUGACAUCUCCACUGCCUCCAGUCUCCUUCUUGCUGCAACAUUCACAACCUAUGCUUCACACCCAUGUAAGUGUGUUGGUACUACUCUCCUCUCAUACAUUGCCUUCUUUGUUUCAUAGAUAAUAUUCUUUGUCUCCACAGAUACCUCAGUGCACCACUCACCUUGUUUCCUUCAUCAGUUUUAUGGCUUUCCUUGUCCUUCAUAAACCCAUCUGCUGACAAAUCUACUCCCAGAUAUCUAAACACAUUCACUUCAUCCAUACUCCCUCCCUCCCAUCUGAUGUCCAAUUUUUCCUCAUCUAAAUAAUUUGAUACUCUCAUCACCUUACUCUUAUCUAUGUUCACUUAGAACUUUCUUCCUUUACACACCCUCCCAAACCUGUCCACUAACCUUUGGAACUUCUCUUUAGAAUCCUCCAAAAGCACAGUAUCAUCAGCAAAAAGUAAGUGUCAACCUCCAUUGUGUAUUGGAAUCUACAUAAUUUAAUCCUGCCCCUCUCCCAACACCCUAGCAUUAACUUCUUUUUUUACAACCCCAUCUAUAAAUAUGUUAAACAACCAUAGUGACUUUACGCAUCCCUGUCUAAGACCUACUUUUACUGGAGAGUAAUCUCCCUCUCUGCUACACAUCCUAACCUGAGUCUCACUAUCCUCAUAAAAACUCUUAAUGGCAUUUAGUAACUUACCAUCUAUUCCAUACAUGUGCAACAUCUGCCAUAUUGAUCCUCUAUCAACCUUACCAUAAGCCUUUCCUAAAUUCAUAAAAGCAGUGAAAACUUCUCUGCCUUUAUCUAAAUAUUGUUCAUUUAUAUGCUUCAAUGUAAACACGUGGUCUACACAUCCCCUACCCUUUCCAAAACCUUAUUCAUCUGUACUCCUGCUCUCUGUCUUACCUCUAAUUCUUUCCAAUAAUAACCUUGCCAUGCACUUUACCAGGUAUACUCUCUCUUUUGUCCCCCUCCCCUUUAUAUAAUGGCACUAUGCAUGCUUCCUGCCAGUCCCUAGGUACCUUCCCCUCUUUCAUACAUUUUUUUUUUUAACAAGUCGGCCGUCUCCCACCGAGGCAGGGUGACCCAAAAAGAAAGAAAAUCCCCAAAAAGAAAAUACUUUCAUCAUCAUUCAACUCUUUCACCUCACUCACACAUAAUCACUGUUUUUGCAGAGGUUAUCAGAACACAACAGCUUAGAAGCAUAUACGUAUAAAGAUACACAACAUAUCCCUCCAAACUGUCAAUAUCCCGAACCCCUCCUUUAGAGUGCAGGCAUUGUACUUCCCAUUUCCAGGACUCAAGUCCGGCUAUAUAAAAAUAACCGGUUUCCCUGAAUCCCUUCACUAAAUAUACCCUGCUCACACUCCAACAGAUCGUCAGGUCCCAAAUACCAUUCGUCUCCAUUCACUCAUAUCAAACACGCUCACGCAUGCCUGCUGGAAGUCCAAGCCCCUCGCCCAGAAAACCUCCCUUACCCCUUACUUCCAACCUUUCCGAGGAUGACCUCUAUCCCGCCUUCCUCUCCCUACAGAUUUAAAUGCUCUGCAUGUCAUUCUGCUUUGAUCCACUCUCUCUAAAUGACCAAACCACCUCAACAGCCCCUCUUCAGCCGUCUGACUAAUACUUUUAGUAACUCCACACCUUCUCCUAAUUUCCCCACUCCGAAUUUUCUGCAGAAUAUUUACACGACACAUUGCCCUUAGACAAGACAUCUCCACUGCCUCCAACCGCCUCCUCGCUGCUGCAUUCACAACCCAAGCUUCACACCCAUAUAAGAGUGUUGGUACUACUAUACUUUCAUACAUUCCCUUCUUUGCCUCCAUAGAUAAUGUUUUUUGUCUCCACAUAUACCUCAACACACCACUCACCUUUUUUCCUUCAUCAAUUCUAUGAUUAACCUCAUCCUUCAUAAAUCCAUCCGCCGACACGUCAACUCCCAAGUAUCUGAAAACAUUCACUUCUUUCAUACUCCUCCUCCCCAAUUUGAUAUCCAAUUUUUCUUUAUCUAAAUCAUUUGAUACCCUCAUCACCUUACUCUUUUCUAUGUUCACUUUCAACUUUCUACCUUUACACACACUCCCAGACUCGUCCACUAACCUUUGCAAUUUUUCUUUAGAAUCUCCCAUAAGCACAGUAUCAGCAAAAAGCAACUGUGUCAACUCCCAUUUUGUAUUUGAUUCCCCAUAAUUUAAUCCCACCCCUCUCCUGAACACCCUAGCAUUUACUUCUUUUGCAACCCCAUCUAUAAAUAUAUUAAACAACCAUGGUGACAUUACACAUCCCUGUCUAAGACCUACUUUUACCGGAAAGUAGUCUCCCUCUCUUCUACACACCCUAACCUGAGCCUCACUAUCCUCAUAAAACCUCUUUACAGCAUUUAGUAACUUACCGCCUAUUCCAUAUACUUGCAACAUCUGCCACAUUGCUCCCCUAUCCACUCUAUCAUAUGCCUUUUCUAAAUCCAUAAAUGCAAUAAAAACUUCCCUACCUUUAUCUAAAUACUGUUCACAUAUAUGCUUCAAUGUAAACACUUGAUCUACACAUCCCCUACCUACUCUAAAACCUUCUUGCUCAUCCGCAAUCCUACAUUCUGUCUUACCUCUAAUUCUUUCAGUUAUAACCCUACCGUACACUUUUCCUGGUAUACUCAGUGAACUUAUUCCUCUAUAUUUUUUACAAUCUCUUUUGUCCCCCUUCCCUUUAUAUAAAGGGACUAUACAUGCUCUCUGUCAAUCCCUAGGUACCUUCCCCUCUUUCAUACAUUUAUUAAACAAAAAUACCAACCACUCCAACAAUAUAUCCCCUCCUGCUUUUAACAUUUCUGUCAUGAUCCCGUCAGUUCCAGCUGCUUUACCCCCUUUCAUUCUAUGUAAUGCCUCACGCACCUCCCCCACACUCACAUCCUGUUCUUCACUCCUAAAAGAUGGUAUACCUCCCUGUCCAGUGCAUGAAAUUACCGCCUCCCUUUCUUCCUCAACAUUUAAAAGUUCCUCAAAAUAUUCUCGCCAUCUACCCAAAACCUCCCUCUCCCCAUCUACUAACUCCCCUUCUCUGUUUUUAACUGAUAAAUCCAUUUGUUCCCUAGGCUUUCUUAACUUGUUUAACUCACUCCAAAUUUUUUUCUUAUUUUCAAUAAAAUUUCUUGACAGUGCUUCUCCCACUCUAUCAUCUGCUCUCCUUUUGCACUCUCUCACCACUCUCUUCACAUUUCUUUUACUCUCCAUAUACUCUAUUCUUCUUAUAACACUUCUGCUUUGUAAAAACCUCUCAUAAGCUACCUUUUUCUCUUUUAUCACAACCUUUCCUCCUGUACCCACCCUCCUAUAACCACAAACUUCUGCCCCACAUUCUAAUACUGCAUUUUUAAAACUAUUCCAACCCUCUUGAACCCCACUGCUCAUACUUCACCAGUCCACCUUUCUGCCCAUAGUUGUUUAUAUCUCACCCGAACUUCCUCCUCCUUUAGUUUAUACACUCUCACCUCCCUCUUGCUUGUUGUUGCCAUUUUCCUCUUUUCCCAUCUACCUCUUACUCUAACUGUAGCUACACCUAAAUAAUCAUCCGAUAUGUCAGUUGCCCCUCUAUAAACGCGUACAUCCUGGAGCCUACCCAUCAACCUUUUAUCCACCAAUACAUAAUCUAACAAACUGCUUUCAUUACUUGCUAUAUCAUACCUUGUAUAUUUAUUUAUCCUCUUCUUCAUAACUUUACCCCCACCUGCUUUUAACAUUUCUGUCAGGAUCCCAUCAGUUCCAGCUACUUUACCCCCUUCAUUCUACUCAAUGCCUCCCCCACACUCACAUCCAGCUCCAUCCUGAAAUAUAUUAUACCUGGCCAGUGCAUGAAAUCACUGUCUCCCUCUCUCUUCAUCAACAUUGAACAGUUCCUCAAAAUAUUUCCCCCAUCUUCCCAAUACCUUCAAUUCCCCAUCUUCUAAUUCCCCUAUUCUGUAUGUAACUGUUAAAUCCAUUUGCUCCCUAGGCUUUCUUAACCUAUUUAUCUCAUUCCAAAUUUUUUUCUUAUUCUCAGCAAAAUUUGUUGACAGCAUCUCACCCACUAUCAUUUGCUUUCCUUUGCACUCCCUCACCUCUUCCUUCACCUCUCUUUUACUCUCCAUAUACUCCACCCUUCUUAUAUCAUUUCUGCUUUGUAAAAACCUCUCAUAGACAAACCUUUUCUUCCUUAUCACACCCUUUACCUCAUCAUUCCACUAAUACUUCCUUUUUCCUCCUAACCCACCCUCCUAUAUCCACAAAUUUCUGUCCUGCAUUCUAACACUGCAUUUUUAAGUUAUCCCACCCUCUUCAACCCCUGCACUACCUAUGCUGUCACUAGCCCACCUUUCUCCACAUGGUUGCUUAUAUCUCACCCGAACUUCCUCCUCCCUUAGUUUAUAAACUUUCACUUCUUUAUUAUUUGCUGUUGGCAUUUUCCUUUUGCCCCAUCUGCCUCUUACUGUAGUGAUCUGAUAUAUCUGUUGCCCCUCUAUAAACAUGUACAUCCUGAAGUCUGCCCAUCAGCCUUUUAUUUACCAACACAUAAUCCAAUGACCUACUCUCAUUAAGUUCUAUAUCAAAUCUUGUAUACUUACUUAUCCUCUUUUUCUUAAAAUAUGUAUUAUACUAGACCUCUUUCUAUCAUAGCCCAGGUAAAGGCCCUCCAUUAUCGUUUACCUCUGACACUCUAAACUUACCUACAAUGCCCUCUACAACCUUCUCUCCCACUUUAGCAUCCAUGUCCCCUAUCACAAUUACUCUCUCACAUGGCUCAAAACUCCUUAAGCACUCACUUAACAUCUCCCAAACUCUCUUUUCUACACUUCUCUUUUGUCAAGGUGCAUAAACACUUUUCACAUCUGACCCUUAUUUUACUGCACAUAAUCCUUGAAUUUAUAUAUUUAUAUUCCCUCUUUUCCUGCCAUAACUAAUCCUUCAACAUUAUUGCUACUCCUUCCUUUGCUCUAACUUUAUUAGAAACCCCUGACCUAAUCCAGCUUAUUUCUUCCCACAGAAACUCUCCUACCCACCUACAACUUUGUUUCACUUAGAGCCAGGACAUUCAGCUUCUUUUCAACCAUAACAUCCUCAGUUAUCUCUUUUAUUAUCCGCACUACAUCAACGCACAUUCAAACGUCCCAUCUUUUUAUUUUAAGUAAGCUAUACUGGAGAAGGGGUUACUAGCCCAUUGCUCCUGGCAAUGGGUUACAGAGGAAAGUUUCUUAUUCUUUCUGUGUGUGUGUGUGUUGUGUGUGAGUACGUACGUAUGUACGUACUCACCUAAUUGUACUCGCCUAAUUGUGGCUGCAGGGGUCGAGACUCAGCUCCUGGCCCCGCCUCUUCACCGACUGCUACUAGGUCCUCUCUCCCCUGCUCCAUGAGCUUUAUCAUACCUCGUCUUAAAACUAUGUAUAGUUCCUGCCUCCACUACCUGCUUGCCAGACUAUUCCACUUCCUAACUACUCUAUGACUGAAGAAAUACUUCCUAACAUG
Cherax quadricarinatus is the source of this 11894-nucleotide messenger RNA. The record is from RefSeq and is a predicted model, not a curated record. NCBI's taxonomy places the organism in Eukaryota, Metazoa, Arthropoda, Malacostraca, Decapoda, Parastacidae.